Molecule: messenger RNA, 391 nt
Organism: Racocetra persica
Lineage: Eukaryota; Fungi; Glomeromycota; Glomeromycetes; Diversisporales; Gigasporaceae
Source: the annotation of a GenBank genome assembly
GAUGGAUACUUUAAUAUCAGAUGUAAUCCUUCCCUACUUAAAACGACACGCAAAACGGGGUCACCGGCAUGUUACAUUUUAUUUAACACCUAAUUCCGUGACUCAAAAAAACAUAACGUCAGAACUUGAUCACAUUAAUGAUCCACAUGAAUGGAUUCACUUACCUUCGAGAAAUCAAGAAUCAGAAAAAGAACAAAGUGAUCUACCAGAUUUACAAUUUUUAUUACAACCAGAUCAAUUAAAGCGGUUAGGAGAUUUGAUUGCCAAAAGAUCAGGAGUUAAGCAUGUCGAAGCUUCAGAAGCGGUGGUUAGUUGUAGGACAGAGAAUGAAUUUGGGUUGUUAUUCUCCAAGUUUUUUGAUAUUAUUGAAAUUAGAGCCACCAUUGUUUGA